AUGUUCUGGAAGCUUAGAGAAGAGAACGUUUCAAAAUGUGGAAGGGCCAAAUGCCCCACUUAUUUCCGCAAACGUGAACAGGCGCUGUCUUCCGAGCCUGAAGGACUUGGGGGUGGGGCCCUGAGACAGGGCGACUUACUCAACCCUAACUGUGCAAAGAACCGUGUUUUCUGGACCCUCCACAGCCUUUCCCAGGGUCACUCGCGGUGCUGCCAGCCCAGUCUCUCGUGCGGUCUCAACCCUGCUAUUGCUGAACGUGGAAAGGAGGGCACAGGAAACCGUCAAAAACGCGGACCCUUGAGGCCGCGCAAGCGCAGCCAGACACUGAGCACUCGGAGAAGUCCGUUUCCUGACUUUUGGAGGAAGUGGUGUUGCGUCACUUCCCGCCUCCCUCUAGCUGCCAUCUUGCGUCCCCGCGUGUGUGCGCCUAACCUCAGCUGGUCUGCCCGAGACCACCUGAGCGCCAACCCUAGUCCCCCGCACGGCCCCAUUUCCGCUCCAACAAGGUACAAAAAGGCUCUGGACGCCGGCGUGGGAGGCGGACGGGAACGGGGGCGGGAAGUUCCCGGAAAGAGCGAGACAGGGAGGGACAGGGCUGAGGAGAGGAAGGCGAUGCGACGGACGGGCGCACCCACUCAGGCUGACUCUCGGGGUCGAGGUCGGGCCAGGGGCGGCUGCCCUGGGGGCGAGGCGGCGGCAUCUCUUCCUCCACCUCCCGGCGGAACCCGAGGACAGGAGCCUCAGGUACCGCGAGGCUUGCGGAGAGUGGCCGGGCAGGGCAGGCCCUGGCUAGGCCGAGGCCAGGCCGGGGCCGUGGGUGGGGGUGGGGAUNUCUAG
Molecule: messenger RNA, 837 nt
Organism: Odocoileus virginianus texanus
Lineage: Eukaryota; Metazoa; Chordata; Mammalia; Artiodactyla; Cervidae
Source: RefSeq, a predicted model, not a curated record